This is a messenger RNA of Rhodamnia argentea, 1257 nucleotides long. RefSeq names its product RNA-binding protein 2-like. The transcript is spliced from 7 exons. The record is from RefSeq and is a predicted model, not a curated record. The coding region runs from base 250 to 960 and encodes 236 amino acids. Lineage: Eukaryota; Viridiplantae; Streptophyta; Magnoliopsida; Myrtales; Myrtaceae. Gene Ontology annotation, molecular function: mRNA binding.
AAAAGGAGGAGGGGAAAAUAAAAAAAAAAGGGAUGAGCAAAGACUUCCGACACCUGUUUCUCACACUGCCAAAAACAAAAUCUGCGCGCAUUAAACUUCGGCUGGGCUCACUUCACUUCACUCCCCCGGUCUCUUAUUAAGUCCAACUCCUCUCUCCUCCCUCCCUCCCUCCCUCCCUCCUCCUCCGUCAUCCUUCUCCCGUUUCUCUCUCGCUCCGUCUCGUCUCGUCUCGUCUCGCUCCGUCGCGACAUGGCCGAUCCUUACUGGGGGAACUUCAGCGACGCUCGCCUGCCGCCUUACCAGCCUCCCCCUGCUGCCCCCGGGAAACGUCCCCGGACCGAUUUCGAUGUUCCUACCGGUGCUGGCCAUGAUAUCCAAGGUUAUCUUCCCAUAGAUGAUAAUAGAGGAGCCUUCCCUGGAAUCCGGGAUACCGAGUCCCUUGGAGCUUCCUAUGAUCUUUAUCUGCAUGCUACUCAAAUGUCACCAUUUAGUGGGGCACAGCCAACCGGACUGGCAGGUGCAGGGACAUCUGCUCACUCCUUUGAUGAUUUACCUAUGGUGGGACUCACAGCAUUGGGCCAAAUGACAACUAUGGCAGAAAGGACUGUGCCCUUUGAAGCUUGGAAGGAUGAGGUUCCCCUUCCACCAGAUGCUUCGAAUAUACUUUUUGUGGAGGGCUUGCCUCCGAAGUGCAGCCGGCGGGAGGUUUCUCAUAUCUUUCGACCUUUUGUUGGUUACAAAGAAGUGAGACUUGUGAACAAGGAAUCACGACAGACUGGGAAAAAUCCUGUGACGCUCUGUUUUGUUGAUUUUGCGAGUCCAGCUCAUGCAGCCACGGCCAAAGAUGCCUUACAAGGUUAUGUCUUUGAUGAGCAUGACCGUGAUUCAAACAGACUGAGGCUGCAAUUUGCUCGCUACCCUGGUGCAAAGUCAGGUGGGGGGUAUCGUGGCAAGCGCUAACUUACAUUGUCUUGCAGGAAUCACAUGUAUUUGGGAGGGUACAUACUUUAUAAGGGACGAUAAAGAGCCUUGCUGUUUCGAGAGUUAUACAAAUUUCCAAACUGGCGGUUUGAUAGGACCAACAUGAACUGAAGUUUUUGUUAGGACCGGCAUAAGCCACAUGUCCCAUUAUCAUAUUUAUAGCUACAGUACUGAUGCCAUUUUCUGUUAGAACUGCAGACUAUGUUUAUCUAUCUUUGUGAUUUUAUUCCUGUAGGCAUUUUGUUAUAUAGUUGAACAUCUGAAGAAUUUAUUGCC